CCACCCAGCGAUUGAUGGUCAAUGAAGAAAUAUUAGGUGGAAGAGAAGGAAGCGAACGAAAUGGUGGGCAUUGUCACUGCCACUUUGAUUUGAUUCGUGUGCACAUAUAAGGUGGGGCAUGGCCUACACCCUUUCCAACACUCUCCCACUCUCACUCGCCUUCUUCCCAGACCGCACCCUCCUUCAUCCACCCUCCACACACCUCUUCCUCUCUCGCCCCCUCAGAUUCAAAAGUCUUUGCGUCGUCAAUCUCAAGAGACCUGUUCCCCCGCUAAAAGCAUCGAUGGCGGAGACCAACAACAACGUUGCCGUCGAGGUCUUCGAAAAAGAGGAUCUUGCCGUGUCCCUGGCCAAAUACGUCGCCGAUCUCUCCAACAAAUUCACUUCCGAAAGAGGGGCUUUCACUGUCUGCUUGUCUGGCGGCUCUUUGAUCAAUUAUCUCCGGAAACUUCUGGAACCUCCUUAUGUUGAUACCCUUGAAUGGUCCAAAUGGCACGUGUUUUGGGUGGAUGAGAGAGUCGUGCCUAAGACUCACGAAGAUAGCAACUACAAGCUUGCUUUAGAUGGACUUCUCUCCAAGGUGCCAAUUCCCCCGGGCAAUGUUUAUGCAAUCAAUGAUGCGCUUUCAGCCGAGGGAGCGGCAGAUGAUUAUGAGACGUGUCUCAGACACUUGGUCAAGAACAAUGUGAUAGCUUCAUCACCAGCCAAUGAAUUUCCAAAAUUUGAUCUCAUGCUGCUGGGCAUGGGCCCUGAUGGCCACAUAGCUUCUCUGUUCCCAGGCCAUCCUCUUGUGGAGGAGAAACAAAGAUGGGUUACCUUCAUUAAGGACUCCCCAAAACCACCACCAGAGAGAAUAACUUUCACCUUACCAGUGAUUAAUACUUCUGCUUACGCAGCGCUUGUGGUGACUGGCAAGGGUAAAGCAGAUGCAGUUCACUCUGUGUUAGGCCAAUCUCAAAAUUCUGUUAAGCUUCCUGUUGGAUUGGUUUCACCUGAAGGGGAGUUGAAAUGGUUCUUAGACAAAGGUGCAGCCUCAAAGCUGUAGAUCUAGCAGCUAAGCCAUGAUCCUAUAUGUUGUGCCUGUGUAUUUAACUGUUAACCUUUUUGCAAUAAUUAAGUGUGUAUGAGAAGAAGAGACAUCUAGUCCUGAAUCUUCUUAUCUAAGUGAUAGUUUUGCGCUGAAGAGGGUCCUUUGUCAUUUGUGACAAUAAAGGGAAUAUGAAGGUAGUGUUUUGCUUCAACAUUUCUAAUUUCUUCCCCCCAGAUUUCCAAUUAAUGUGCACCAACCCCACCCUUUUCAACGGACGUGUUCAUUCUAUUUAAAUGUCAUUGUUCCGUCAUUGUCAUUGAAAUGAAUCAAAUAAUCACUUCAUGUUAA
Glycine soja is the source of this 1378-nucleotide messenger RNA. Its product is annotated as probable 6-phosphogluconolactonase 4, chloroplastic. The transcript is spliced from 3 exons. The coding region runs from base 119 to 1045 and encodes 308 amino acids. The record is from RefSeq and is a predicted model, not a curated record. Lineage: Eukaryota; Viridiplantae; Streptophyta; Magnoliopsida; Fabales; Fabaceae. Gene Ontology annotation, biological process: pentose-phosphate shunt; carbohydrate metabolic process. Gene Ontology annotation, molecular function: 6-phosphogluconolactonase activity.